Molecule: messenger RNA, 4001 nt
Organism: Misgurnus anguillicaudatus (oriental weatherfish)
Lineage: Eukaryota; Metazoa; Chordata; Actinopteri; Cypriniformes; Cobitidae
Gene: gucy1b1
Product: guanylate cyclase 1 soluble subunit beta 1
Biological process (GO): response to oxygen levels; cGMP biosynthetic process
Cellular component (GO): guanylate cyclase complex, soluble
Molecular function (GO): guanylate cyclase activity; heme binding
Source: RefSeq, a predicted model, not a curated record
CGCUCCCGUUGGCUAGAUCCUCUGUCAAUAACAACGAGCUUGUCUAAGGAAUGGUGGUCCACUCGUAACAGCUGUGCGGUGCAUCCAUCCAUGCUGGUGUUCUGGUGUUUAUUAUUUUAAUCUAUCGAAAAUAGGGAUUUGGUGGAUCUGUCGAAACAUGUACGGAUUUGUCAACCACGCACUGGAACUUCUGGUGCUGAGAAAUUAUGGACCUGACGUAUGGGAAGACAUUAAGAGAGAAGCUCAACUUGAUGUAGAAGGACAGUUUCUCGUCAGAUUUAUAUAUGAAGAUUCCAAAACAUAUGACCUUGUGGCUGCUGCAAGCAAGGUUCUAAAAGUAGAUGCCGGAGACAUUUUGCAACUGUUUGGGAAAAUGUUCUUUGAGUUCUGUCAAGAAUCAGGCUAUGACACCAUCCUCCGAGUGUUGGGCUCCAAUGUUCGUGAAUUUUUACAAAAUCUGGAUGCAUUGCAUGACCAUCUGGGCACCAUCUACCCCGGUAUGCGUGCGCCCUCCUUCCGCUGUACGGAUGCAGAAAAAGGGAACAACCUUAUUCUACACUAUUACUCUGAGAGAGAAGGUCUCCAGGACAUCGUCAUAGGAAUAAUCAAGACAGUUGCACAGCAGAUUCAUGGAACCGAGAUUGAGAUGAAGGUAAUUCAGCAGAAGAGUGAAGAGUGUGAUCAUAUUAAGUUCUUGAUUGAAGAGAAGGACUCAGAGGAAGAGGCUUUUUAUGAAGACUUGGAUGGCUUUGAGGAGAACGGAACUCAAGAGACACGGAUCAGUCCAUAUACCUUCUGCAAGGCUUUUCCUUUCCAUCUGAUGUUUGACAAAGACCUAAUGCUCACGCAGUGUGGCAAUGCCAUCUUUAGAGUUCUGCCACAGCUGCAACCUGGCAUUUGUAACCUGUCCUCGGUGUUCUCUCUGGUGCGGCCGCAUAUAGACUUCAGUUUCCAUGGCAUCUUGUCUCACAUCAACACUGUGUUUGUGUUGCGGAGCAAGGAGGGCCUCUUGAACGUAGAGACUGCAGAGAAUGAAGAUGAGCUCACAGGCACAGAGAUCAGCUGUCUUAGACUGAAGGGACAAAUGAUUUCACUACCAGAGACUGAAAACAUCCUGUUCCUGUGCUCACCAAGUGUUAUGAAUCUGGAUGACCUGACAAGGAGAGGUCUGUACUUAAGUGACAUUCCCCUUCAUGAUGCCACACGUGACCUUGUGCUCCUGGGGGAGCAGUUUCGUGAAGAGUACAAGUUGACCCAGGAGCUGGAGAUCCUGACUGACCGUCUGCAGCACACUCUUCGAGCCCUGGAGGAUGAAAAGAAGAAGACAGACAGGUUGCUGUAUUCAGUUCUGCCUCCCUCUGUAGCCAAUGAGCUGCGGCACAAACGGCCAGUACCGGCUAAGCGAUACGACAAUGUGACAAUUCUUUUUAGCGGCAUUGUGGGGUUCAACGCGUUCUGCAGCAAACAUGCAUCUGCAGAGGGAGCUAUAAAAAUUGUCAACCUGCUCAACGACAUCUACACCAGAUUUGACAUUCUCACAGAUUCUCGGAAGAACCCUUACGUCUACAAGGUGGAGACUGUUGGUGAUAAAUACAUGACAGUGAGUGGUCUCCCGGAACCCUGCACCCAUCAUGCAAAAUCUAUCUGUCACCUGGCCCUGGACAUGAUGGAGAUUGCUGGGCAGGUGAAAGUGGACGAGGACCCAGUACAGAACAUAUUAUCUACCCCAGCUGAGAUCACCAUUGGAAUCCAUACAGGAGAGGUGGUCACAGGGGUUAUAGGUCAAAGAAUGCCCCGCUACUGCUUAUUUGGAAAUACGGUCAACCUGACAAGUCGUACAGAGACCACAGGAGAGAAAGGAAAGAUAAAUGUGUCGGAGUACACAUACAGGUGUUUGCAGUCAGUGGAAAAUGCAGAUUCUCAGUUUCAUUUGGAGUACAGAGGACCUGUGACCAUGAAGGGAAAGAAAGAGCCAAUGAAAGUGUGGUUUCUUUCACGUAAGACUUAAAAGACUUAGUGAAGCCACAACAGUGCCAUUUACAUUCAUUUCCCAGCUUCGUAUGUUGAUUCUGAAAUCUGUGAAAGAUCAUUUUAUUAUUUCCAACCGAGGGGUCAAAUGAAAAGACACAGUUAAGAAUGUUCUUCAGUGACCCCUGCAGUUGACAUGCCAAUUGUAUCUGAUUCACAGGUAAUGAAACAAUGGAAAAGUAAUGCAGACUGUAUGCAUUUUAGAUUGAGGUAUAGAAAUGCCCAUCCAUUAAAUCCAUUUUGAAACUACAAACUAUUACCAAGUAUUGCAUUAAGACAGAACAUAGAGCAUUUGACAUUAUUCAAGUCAGUGGCAAAUUCAGGAAACAUUUUAUUGUCUUUUUAUUGAAUUAUUAUUGUCUCACUAAGGGAUUUAUUUUAUCGGUUUAUAUGUUUGUGUUAAUAUUUAAUUAUAUUUAACAUUAUGAGCACCACCACUUUUCAAUGAUACAUUUUUACUGUGCACAUAAUUCUGACGUUCAGUAUAGACACAACACACUUUGUUACUGUAUUAUGCUGUGUAUUAUAAUAUUGUUAUGCAUUUAUUCAAGCUUUUUAAAGUCGCCAUGAAACAGAAGUGUCCAUUGUCUUACUUUCCCCGUGGUGACGUACUGUAUUCUGAGUGAAAUAGGCAGUACAUCGAGAACUGAUUGAACGUUUGAAGUUGGGUCAUGUUGCUAAUCCCUGCAAUCUUUUCCCGGACCCCGCCCACUUGCCAUACCAUAUGACCUGAAGUAAAGAGAGAUCGUUUUGAGGAGGGGUGGAGAUUUGCGUUUUUGAUUUAAAGAUUAUAUUUUUUUUUUCAUUAUUUUUAUAUAAAUAAUGAUAAAUAAUUUGUGAAAAUACCACAAUAUUCCAAAACCAAUUACAGUUUUUCAUUAAAAUUUCAUGGCGACUUUAAAGUUUUAAGUAUUAUUGAAUUCACAAGACCAUCUACACUCUGAAAAUGUUGGGUUAUUUUCAACCCAAUGCUCAGUCAAAAAGAGACAAGACCAGCCCCUUUGGUUGAAAUUUAACCUAUGCUGGGUUGUUUUAACCCAUUGUUGUGUCAAAUAUAACCAUUUUCUGGGUUUAUUUAACCCAACUUCUGGCCUUUUCCCUUUUUCAACCCAAUUUUGGGUUAAAAAUAACCCAGCAUUUUUUUUUUGAGUGUACUUUUUUCCAACCUUAUUUUUUAUGUUUCUAAGGAAAAUGUGUAAGCUAUACAUAAAAUGCAUUGCAGUUAAACUUACACUCUAAAAACAAACUGUGUUAAAUAGCACUAAAAGUGGUUCACUGACUCUUAUCAUAGGGGAACCAUUUAAAGUGCCAUAAAGCACCCAUGAAGUACCUGUGUAGCACACGUGUAGAACCCUAUUGUGCUAUAUAGAACCAUAUGUGGUGCUAUAGUGGUGCUAUAUCACCCCCGUAUGGUUCUUUAUAUGUGCUGUAUAUAUGACUAAAAAAGGAUCCCUUAUGAUUAUGAGCUACAUUUGUUUGUAGAGUGUACACUCUUAGAGUGAAUUUGUCAUACUUGUACAUAGCAAGUUAUUUUAUUUAACAGUACACACAAGUGUAUACAGUAUAUAUUCUUACACUAAUGUUAUUCUAUAUCACUAUAAGCAAUGGAGUCAAUAUAUUCUAAAUGUUUCUAAAUAAGUAAGUAUUUGAUUUUUAAAAAGUGGCUGUAAUUAAUUGGUGUGCGAGUUUGUAUUCAUUGAAUUUCAGAGAAAUGUAUGUAUAGGAACUCUGUCAAUAACGUUAAGCUAUUAUUUACACCCCAAGACAAUUGUGCUGUGCUUUGUUGUAUUGAAAAUAAGCAUUGUACCUGCUCAAUAAUGGUUUUUUUUAUUGUGAAAAUUAUUCUCUACAGAGCUCUUCUUAUCAGUCUAUCUAGAUAAAGUUACAGUUACAUCUAAACUAAAACAGUCCUGGUUCAGUUUGCUAAGUCUAAUGUUUUCUUGUGGCUCCAAUAAAUCAUUCUCAAAAACAAA